Exaiptasia diaphana is the source of this 2206-nucleotide messenger RNA. Its product is annotated as protein Wnt-5b. Gene Ontology annotation, biological process: cell fate commitment; canonical Wnt signaling pathway; neuron differentiation. Gene Ontology annotation, cellular component: extracellular region. The record is from RefSeq and is a predicted model, not a curated record. The transcript has 5 exons. The coding region runs from base 108 to 1349 and encodes 413 amino acids. Gene Ontology annotation, molecular function: cytokine activity; frizzled binding. Lineage: Eukaryota; Metazoa; Cnidaria; Anthozoa; Actiniaria; Aiptasiidae.
GCGCGCUGGUUAUACGAACGCCAUUUGGUCGAGCUAUCUAGAAUCUAAGUCACACAUAGCCCAAGGGUAAUAGACCUCUCUCAAGGAAUUCAUCAUCUAAUUGCAAUAUGUGGUGGCAGGACAUGAAUGGAUCGGCUUGCGUUCUUCAGCAGGAUGAUCAUGACGGUCAACAAGCGACAGGGAUUUUGCAUAAUUUCAUCAUGAAAGUGCGACGAAAAGCUAGGAAAGUACCCUUCUUCCUUCUACUGAUGGUGAUGACUUCUUUUUUCCACGCUGGACAUUGUGUUUGGUCGUUCAACCCCAUGCCUCUUCAAGUCUACUUACUGAGCGUUAAAAAUCCCAAAGAUGUGAUUUGCGGCUACCAGGACCUGAGUCCCUCUCAGAGAAAGAUAUGCGAAGACCAUGAAGAUCAAGUAACCAGCGUCGGUGAAGGCGUWAAGAUGGCUAUUGCUGAAUGCCAACACCAGUUUCAAUACAGACGAUGGAAUUGUUCCGUUCCUAAACAUGACGGCCGAAGGUUACUAAUACGUAUCACAAACCAAGAUACACGAGAGGCAGCCUUUACAUACGCUAUCACAUCAGCGGCAGUGGUYUGGGCACUAGCGCGAGCCUGUGCCGAGGGRAACUUCUCCAAGGAUGAAUGCUCCUGUAGUCGUGAAAGAAGACCAGACAGUUUAAAAGAGGACUACAUGUGGGGUGGCUGUGGUGACAACAUWAUUGURGGCACUAAYUUCAGCAAAAGGUUUUUGGACGAAGAGGAGAAUGACAAUUUGCAAAAAGCUGAUAGACAAGGCAACCAACAAGUCAUCAAGGACCGYGCUUUAAUGAAUUCCCAUAAUAACGAAGUUGGCAGAUUGAUCGUCGCAAAGCUGUCGGUUAUCGAGUGUAAAUGUCAUGGUGUUUCGGGGUCCUGUAACCUUAAGACUUGCUGGAGACAGCUAAGUGAAUUUCGUGAAAUUGGAAACAAACUGCAYGACAAAUACGACGCGGCUGUCUCGGUUUAUUCAGGAAGAGAAGAUGGRCUUUUAAAACUUUUCAGAAAGAAAGUAACUCGUUCAUACAUAAAACGGGACAUAAUGGCAAAACCUGGACCRGACGAAAUGGUUUACUUAAAACCUUCACCAAACUUCUGCUAUAGAAAUGACAGAUUGGGAAUCUACGGKCCAAAAGGUAGAAAAUGUAUCAAGGGAUCUCCUGGAACUGAUGGAUGUAACAUACUCUGCUGCGAUAGAGGUUACACUUCGAAAUGGGUUACCGUCGAGAAACGCUGCAAGUGCAAGUUCAAAUGGUGUUGCAAAGUAACUUGUAAAAAGUGCCUCUCUCGAGUUAUGGAACAUACGUGUAAUUAAUGAUUGGGACGUCAGCUAUUACACUCAUUUCUAUGGUGGAAAAAGUGGGAAAGCUUAAAUGACUAAGAAAGAUGCGAGACGGCAUCUAUCAAAGACACCAUAUGUUUGACUAGAUUGACAACAAGGACCCUGCGGUGGCUACACCUCACUAGUCGCKCACUGUCGUCAAUUAAACUACCCUUAGUUAAAUUUUUCAAUACUUCAUUCAUCAUCAGCUUCCAUUCUUGAGUUUUCUCGGUUUKCUAUAUUGUAUGUUUAGAGCGCGUUUGAAAAAGGGGGAUAUUUAUUUUGUACAAAAAAAGUCUUGUUACUUGUGACGUAUCAAGUGGUAGAUAGUGCACGCACUCAACCCGUGAAAAAGUAAUGCUAAAAGUAAGAAGUACUAUUUGUUUCACGGAUGAACUACUUGCACUCUCUUAGAGUGGACUCAUUAAACCUGUGAAACAAAAGAUGACUAGUAAAGUGGUAGUCAAAUAGGCAAAUAAGAAAGCAAUGCAAUUAGAGCGUACUAAGGUGUAUUAGUAUAUCUAUUUCACGGGUUUUGUGACUUCACUCUACACUAUUCAGUAUUGACUGAUAUAGCAGAUAUGAUAGCGAUUACGUAGUUGUAAAUAGAUAGAGUCGCUUUGAUUAGCAUCUUUACUGGUCAAGCAAUCAGUUUUUUCUAAAUAGGCUCCUAUACUAUACUAAAUACUAUUAUAUUGCGUGUAAGACAAAUGGCUGUUGAAUUUAUUGUGAAGAAAUAACAUUUUUUAAUCGUUUACCUUUUUUACGAAGAACAAUGUUUUAACCUGUAUGCAAAUAUUAAUAUUAUAAUUAUACGGUUGAAGCAAAGCAAAUAAAUUAUGUAGGAAGUA